AUGAAAAGAGUUAUAAAAAUUCGUGAUGAAGGAUUUGAAUAUAAAGAAGUUAUCAUGAAUAAAGAAUUAUUACCAGCAUGUUGGAUGUCUGCUCCUUCAAGAAUGGAAAAAGUUGAAAAUGAUCGAAAAAAAUUAAUUCAACAAGAAAAAGAAAAACGAUUUUGGCGUCCUAUAUGUAUUUAUGCAUUUGGACCUGGAGGUAGUGGAAAGUCUGGUCUUUUUACAGAAUUAUUUAGAGAUGAAAUGUAUGAUGAGAAACCAAAAAAACAAAGAAAUAACUGGUGGAAUGGAUAUGAUGAACAAGAAAUAGUUCUUUUAGAUGAAUUUUAUACUAAAAUAGAUUGGAAUGAUCUUGUAAAUAUAUUAAAUGAUACACCAUUUUGA
Molecule: messenger RNA, 384 nt
Organism: Scutellospora calospora
Lineage: Eukaryota; Fungi; Glomeromycota; Glomeromycetes; Diversisporales; Gigasporaceae
Source: the annotation of a GenBank genome assembly